This is a messenger RNA of Penaeus indicus, 3903 nucleotides long. Its product is annotated as matrix metalloproteinase-14-like. The record is from RefSeq and is a predicted model, not a curated record. The transcript has 12 exons. NCBI's taxonomy places the organism in Eukaryota, Metazoa, Arthropoda, Malacostraca, Decapoda, Penaeidae. The coding region runs from base 368 to 2326 and encodes 652 amino acids. Gene Ontology annotation, biological process: proteolysis; extracellular matrix organization; collagen catabolic process. Gene Ontology annotation, cellular component: extracellular matrix. Gene Ontology annotation, molecular function: metalloendopeptidase activity; zinc ion binding.
ACACGCACACACGCACGCACGACGCGUGUCACCGCAGGCCAGGGGGAGCGUCCUUGGCAGUGCCAGCCAGAGUGGGGGCCGGAGAGGCGGCGGUGACAGCGCGAGACAGCAGCUUAGUGACACUCCUAUCUGGUUACGUCUGUGGCAGCGUCAGUGUAGUGAGGGGACGAGGUUCUGGCGAGGGGGGAGAGGGACAGCGCCGCGCCCUCCCGCCGCCCCGCAGCUCCCUCUGUGCGCGAGUGAAGUGAAGGGGCAAGCCAGGGUCGUGUGGUCGCCUGAUGGGGUGGCGUCACUGAGGGCCGCAGUGCCACAGUGCCAGCGAGAGCCACGCUGUUUACAGAGCCUUCUUUCGCCUCCAGGUGCCGCCAUGGGACCUCUCUACGUCACGUUCGUGUGCGUGGCACUGGCGUCCCUCGCCGCCGGGGUGCCCGUGGGGAUCCCUUUCCCUCGCCUCUCCUCUAACGACCCCUACGCCCACCACCCACACAACGAAAUCGCCCCUGACCACGCCGCCCCCGCGCUGACAACGACGCCGACGCCGACGGACGCGCCUCGGGUCGGCUCAACUCUGCACGCCAUGAAGUUCAUGCAGAAGUUCGGCUACAUUCCCGAAGAAGACGAGAACGCAGGGUUUAUGUUGACACCGCAGGCCUUCAAGGAGUCGCUCAAACGCAUGCAGAAGUACGGCAGCAUCCCCCAGACGGGCGAACUCGACAACGCUACUAUCGAGCUGAUGCAGACUCCCCGCUGUGGCGUUCCUGACGAGAUCCUGGAGCCACGUCGUCGUCCCAAGCGCUACAUCGUGGGAUCUGAAGGCUGGAAAAAGCGAGAACUCACCUAUUUCCUUGCCAACUGGACCCCACAACUCUACACGAAGGAGAACGUGCAGAAGGAACUCCGUCGCGCCUUCGAUGCCUGGAGUACUUAUUCGCAUCUCAGUUUCAAGGAAGUGGAGGGACCUGAAGCAGAUAUUGUGAUUUUCUUCGCGACUUAUAACCACCAUGACGGGUACUCCUUCGACGGCCCGAGUGGCAUUCUCGCCCACGCUUACUUCCCUUACGAGUUCGGUCAUUACGGAGGCGAUGUUCACUUCGACGAGAGCGAGAAAUGGACCAUUAAACCGAAGGAUGAAUAUGCUGGUCUGGACUUCUUCACCGUCGCCGUGCACGAGAUAGGCCACUCCCUCGGUCUCGCCCACUCGCCCGUCGCCGACUCCAUCAUGUUCCCUUACUACAAGGGCUACACCCCCCAUUUCUCCCUGGCUUACGAUGACGUCAUGGCCAUGUGGGAACUCUAUAUCAAGAGGAAGCUGGAAGGGGACGACGAGUACUUCAACAGGACGACCACCACGACGACCACCACCCCCUCCCCCCCCACGACGGACGAAGACCAUCAGUCAGACGCAGCAAAUGAUGGUGAUGACGGCGAGGGAGACGACGUGCACAGGCGGGACGACGAACGCAAGAGGACCGAGGAGGAGGACUUUUACGAGGAAGACCGCAAGAGACGCGAGGAGGAGGAGAGGCGCAGAGAGGAGGAGAGGAAGAGGCACAGGGAGGAUGAAGAGGAGAAGAGGCGCUGGGAGGAGGAAGUCAGGAGGAGGGAGGAAGAGGCGAGGAGGAGGGAGGAAGAGGAGCGAUGGAGGUGGGAACACGGGGAGGACGAGCCCGUGGCGACGACGGAGAGGCCCCCGCCGCCCGUCCCCAGCCUCUGCGACGGGGACUUCGACGCCAUGGCGGUCCUCAGGCAGGAGCUCUUUAUAUUCAAGGACACAUACAUUUGGCGUUACGACGAGCGCGGAAAUCUACGGGACAGCUACCCAUCUUUGGUCCACAACCUCUUCUCCGGUCUUCCGUCUUAUAUGAAGAGGGUGGAUGCUGCUUACGAGAGACCUUCUGAUGGCAAUAUUAUCUUCUUUAUAGGGAAGUAUUAUUACGUGCAUAACGGCGACAGGCUGGUAGAAGGGUCGCCUCUGCCACUCACGUCCUUAGGCCUGCCCGAGCGCUUCACGAAGAUCGACGCUGCCUUCUACUGGCCGAGGGCGAAGAAGACCUACUUCUUCAGUCGCCACGAAUAUUUCCGGUACAACGAGAGGACAAAUACCAUGGACCCAGGCUACCCGAAGAACAUGGCCAAGUGGAAUGGCCUGCCUGAUAACCUGGACGCCGUUUUCACCUGGAAAGACGGAAUGUCAUACUUCGUGAAAGGCAAAGACUACUGGAAAUACGACAACAAAGGAAUCCGUCCGUACGAAGGCUACCCUCAGAAUGCCGUGGAGUACUGGGCGGGAUGUUCCAGCUCCUCCUCCUCCUCCUGGGCGCCGUAGCGAGGCCACGCCCACUUCCUAGCUACUGAGAGGGGGAUCACCACGCCCACCUCUUGGCCGGGGACAUCGCAAAGCUAAUGAGAAAGGCGGAAAAGUCUUAGCUACGAUAGAAAUUUAGUUCUUCUUCUUUUUCUUUCUCUCUUUCUUAUUCUUUUCUUUUUUUUUUAGGGAUAACACAAUAAUUUAAUUGUCUUCUCGUUUCCCUGAUUAUCAUUGAUGUUUGUUGUGGUCAUCGUCAAAGACGGACAUCGAGGGAGAAAGAGUUUGUUAUUUUCAACCUCAGUAAUUCUAAUUCUAUGUUUAUUUAUUCAAAUCAGGCUUCUCGAAUGCUUAUCAAAUACUAAUAAAAGUAAACGUUUUUGUAACACGUCUCACAAAAACAAAAAAGUGUUUCGCUGUUCAUCUCAGUCGUUCAGAAUCCAAGUGUUUAGUCUUGCCCUAAUAUUAUUCUCCUACCCUGCCUCCCUUUCCCUAUUAUUGGUCUUUCCUUCCCUCCUUCCCUUAAUCUAAUAUUGGUCUCCUUCCUUCUCUUCUUUACCCUAAUAUUGUUCUCCUCUUCCUCCCCUCCCUUCCCUCUCCCAUCUUAACACAGGUUUCCUUACCUACCUCCCUAAUAGUGGUCUUCUCCCCUCCCUCUCUUACCCCAAUAAUGGUCCCCUCCCCUCCCUCUCCCACUUAAAUGUCGGUCCUCUCCCCUCCCUUUCCCACCUUAAUAUUGGUCUCCCUCACCCUAAUACUAGUCUCAUCCUAAUAGUCUAUCGCCCUAAUACUAGUCUCAUCCUAAUAGUCUAUCGCCCUAAUACUAGUCUCAUCCUAAUGGUCUAUCACCCUAAUACUAGUCUCAUCCUAAUGGUCUAUCACCCUAAUACUAGUCUCAUCCUAAUAACCUAUCACUCUAAUACUGUUUUCCUGCUAAUAGUCUAUCACCCUAUUAACUCACCUCUAUUUUCACUCCAAUAUUGACUUUAUUUCGUCUUUCCUUACCCCCAACAACUGGCUUUCCCCCCCUCCCUUACCAUCCCCACCCCUAUACCCUAGGUUCCCCUCACAGCACAAAUAAUAAUUCUCGUUUUCUAUUUUUUUUUAACCACCUCCCCCCCCUUUUCCCCUCUCAGGCACCUUAACCGUUAGCGAGAAGCUUAAAAAAAUAUGAAUGAAAUUUAUGAAUGAAAGAGAAUGUCUUCUUCAUUAGUAUUUUUGUCAUUUUUUAUUUUUUUAUACUGGAACCUUAUAUUAAUAUCUACAGAAAAAAGUUAUUUUUUACUGGAGCCUUAUAUUAAUAUCUACAGAUUUUUUUUUUAUUAUCUUCAAUGAUCUUGACAUUAGUAGUUUAUCAAUGCUUUCUGAAUUUUCCACUGUUAGAUGAAGAUUUAGUGAUUGUUAGUAAACAAUUUUCAUUCAUUAGCCAACUAAAUUGCCUAGUAAAAUCAGUAAACAGUUUUCCUUAACUGUUCGUAACUCUUUCUCCCGUCGAUGAAGUAGAUUCGUUUGUUCGUCAUAGAAAGAGUGUAUAGCUAAAGCUUAGUUAAUUGCUAUUAACCAAAAAUACCCAUGGUACAUACAGUACAUGUAUAUGU